ACUACAUGUUUUAAAAGACAUCGAUAAAACAAUGAUGAAUUCAUUUUGUAGUUCCUAGGGUGAAGUUUUGUUAAAGUAAAAACAUAUCCUUUCAGUGCCUCACAGAUUGAGCAGAGUGGUAAAAAAUGCUGGAAAACUUUAGUUUAUUUUGAUAAAUCAUGCCAGUCUCCCUGUUCAAAAUAUCGUCUGCUACAGAGCAGUGUAGACUGCUGCUUAUUCUGAUAACAUGCACUGCCAUAUAUGCAAUUUAAAUACCUUUCUGGCUAAAAAUAGAAUUCAGAUAAGUUUUAUAAACUGGCACCUACACAGACGCCAUGUUGUUUUAUAGGAGUUAACAAAAUGGCCACUGGACAAGAUGUCCUUCGUUGUGACCUGUGUGAGAUUGAACCAGUACAACUGUACUGUGAUUUCUGUCAGGUCAGCUUGUGCAAGGGCUGUGUUGGAGAACAUAUAUUAGAUGAUCCUCUCAAACACAAAGUAGUCCAAAUUCAUCAACGAAAAUCAACUCCAAUAUAUCCAAAAUGUUCCUCACAUGAAAAUAGGGCCUGCAAAAUCCAAUGCAACGAGUGUGACCAUCUAGUCUGUUCUCAAUGCGUAUCCUCAGAACAACACCGAGGACAUACCUUCAACAACCUCUUGGAAAUCUUCGAAUCCAAGAAAGAAGAAAUACAGAAAGAUUUUGAAGAAUUAGAAGAAACACUAUCCCCAGCCUACGAUUCUAGUACAAGGGAGAUAGAGAAUGAAAUAGACGGCUUAGAUGUGAAAUACGAGAAAUUAACAACAUCAGUCACAGAACAUGGAGAUGAGUGGCACUCAGAAGUUGACAGAGUUGUUAACGAAUUGAAAAAGGAAAUUGAUGUGAUGAAAAGGAGACAUCUUGAAUUACUAAAAGAACUGCUGUCUCAAACGAAGCACCUUCAGUCACUGGUUCAACAGGCACGGAGCGAUGCUUUACAAUUCCUGGAUUCCAAUGAAGUGUCUUCAGUCGUGGAAUAUCAAUCAAAGAAUAAAGAACUAAGCAAACUUCCCACCAGUGUUGAAGUGUCAGUGCCAAAGUUUAACCCGCCGAAGAUAGACUGUGCUCAGCUUGCUACAUUAUUUGGUAAAUUAGUCCCAACAAAACAAGAACAUGGCCACACAAUGAAGUCACUGGAACCUACAUCAUCAUCUUUAGUCAAGCAUUUCCUUGAUGAACCAAAGCUUAUCACAGCCAUAGACACUGGAUAUGAGAAGCUCCAUAGUGUUUCCUGUCUCAGUGGAGAAGAAAUCUUGGUAGGUGGUUCAUCAAAGAUUAUUAAAUGCUUUAACAUGAAGAGUUCACUGCUGAAGACCAUUACCCCAAAGUCAGGAAGUAUACCAAAUGGCAUAACAGUGUCACUUGAUGGGGAUCUAAUUUACUGUGACUGGAAAACAAGAACUGUGAACAAAGUGAAGAAUGGACAGACAGAGGUGGUGAUCAGACUUUGGGGCUGGAUACCUGGCAAUCUCUGUGUCAGCUCCUCUGGUGACCUUCUCGUUAUCAUGUUCAGUGUUGAUUACAAACAAUCCAAACUUGUCCGUUACUCAGGAUCAACAGAGAAACAAACCAUCCGGUAUGAAGAGAACGGUAAACCUCUGCUUUCAGGAAAUAAAGAACGUAAAUACAUUUGUGAGAACAGGAACCUCAAUAUCUGUGUGACUGACUGUGCAGCUCAGGCUGUGGUGGUGGUCAAUCUGGACGGCAAACUCCGAUUUAGAUACACCAGUCAUCUUUUUACUACCAAGGCAAGUCCAUUCAAACCAUUCGGGAUAACUACAGACAGCCAGAGUCAUAUCCUGACAUCAGACUCCAACAACCACUGUAUCCACAUCCUUGACCAGAAUGGACAGUUCCUCCGUUACAUAGAUAACUGUAAUCUGAAUAAGCCAAGGGGUUUAUUUGUAGACAACAAUGAUAACCUCUUUGUAGCUGAACUUCAAAGUGGAAAAGUAAAGGCAAUCAGAUACUUAUCUUAGAGUCUUAUACUGAACAUGUCUGAACUGUAUUAACUAAUGACUGGUGCAUGUAAUCAUAUUUCUGAGAAACUAUAAAUACUUUAAGGUACAAUAAAACAAUAUGGCUA
Ostrea edulis (European flat oyster) is the source of this 2102-nucleotide messenger RNA. RefSeq lists its product as uncharacterized. The coding region runs from base 340 to 1995 and encodes 551 amino acids. The transcript has 2 exons. The record is from RefSeq and is a predicted model, not a curated record. Gene Ontology annotation, molecular function: zinc ion binding; protein binding. NCBI's taxonomy places the organism in Eukaryota, Metazoa, Mollusca, Bivalvia, Ostreida, Ostreidae.